GAGUAGGGCGACCUCGGGACACGUGGGUGGAGGAGCCAAGCGCUGAGACUUCGAGCUAAAGCUGGGAGGUGAGUCAGUCACCUUGAGCCGGGCGACAGCUGUGGUCCGAGCAGGGACAGCAGGGCAGUGGAGUGCAGACUGAAAAAAUGCAGACCACUGGGGCACUCCUCAUUCCUCCUGCUCUGAUGCGCUGUUGUACCAGGAGUCUAAUCAGGCCUGUGUCUGCCUCCUUCCUGAGUAGAUCAGAGACUCCAUCUAAACAGCCUUCCUGCAGCAGCUCCCCACUCCAGGUGGCCAGCCGGGAGUUCCAGACCAGUAUUGUCUCCCGAGACAUUGACACAGCAGCCAAGUUUAUUGGUGCUGGAGCCGCCACAGUUGGUGUGGCUGGUUCAGGGGCCGGCAUUGGGACAGUGUUUGGGAGCUUGAUCAUUGGCUAUGCCAGGAACCCGUCUCUCAAGCAGCAACUCUUCUCCUAUGCCAUUCUGGGCUUUGCCCUAUCUGAGGCCAUGGGACUCUUCUGUUUGAUGGUUGCCUUCCUCAUCCUCUUCGCCAUGUGAGGCUCCGUGGGGAUCAGCUACCCGUCCUUGCUGCUUCAACUCCAGGCCGUGACCAGUGCUGGAGUGUGCUAAGCUUUACCAUUAAACACCACGUUUCUCUAAACCCA
Manis pentadactyla (Chinese pangolin) is the source of this 664-nucleotide messenger RNA. It is a transcript of the gene ATP5MC1, whose product is annotated as ATP synthase membrane subunit c locus 1. The coding region runs from base 147 to 557 and encodes 136 amino acids. The transcript has 5 exons. Gene Ontology annotation, biological process: proton transmembrane transport; proton motive force-driven ATP synthesis. NCBI's taxonomy places the organism in Eukaryota, Metazoa, Chordata, Mammalia, Pholidota, Manidae. Gene Ontology annotation, molecular function: proton transmembrane transporter activity. The record is from RefSeq and is a predicted model, not a curated record.